This is a messenger RNA of Eimeria mitis, 930 nucleotides long. RefSeq lists its product as uncharacterized. The record is from RefSeq and is a predicted model, not a curated record. The coding region runs from base 1 to 930 and encodes 309 amino acids. Lineage: Eukaryota; Apicomplexa; Conoidasida; Eucoccidiorida; Eimeriidae. The transcript is spliced from 4 exons.
AUGAGUUUCGCCUCGGCUGUGGUGCUGCGCCGGCUGGUGGCAGCCUUGAGGAGCCUUGGGUUGAACUGCGCCCUCCCCGUUGGCGGGCAGGAUAGCCGGAUGGAGUUCAUCCUCACAACGUUGUUGCAGCUACAGUACCUCAUAGAGCCUCCACAGUUUGCAUCUGAACGCGAGGGAGGAGAAGGGCAGCCCGAAUUGCCACCUGGGGAAGACGCCAGCCUGGCGAGUGACCCUUGGGAGCGGGCAGCUAUGUCGGCGAGGGUUGGCGUCGCUCUGGAACUGCAGGUCCUCUUCCGCGCAGAGGCGGAUGCGGUCUAUGAGUUGCUGCGCCUCGCUGAAACACUGGCGGAUGCGACGAGGCAGGCAUUACGCGCUGCAGCUGCCAUACCUGCCAGCAGCAACAGUAGCAGGGCGUUGUUGGGGGAGCAGCUGCAUCGGAGUCGCCAAGGCCUGUUGGAUCUGGAGAGGAGCAACGAGGCUCUCGCCUCCCAAGUGCAAGAGCUGAAGGAGAAGAUCCGCGGAGCGGAGCAAAACGCGGAUCGGCUCAACAAGCAGUUGUUGUUGCUGGGGCGUCCUCAGAAUUCUGCCCUUGCGGCUGCUGAGGAACAACAACAGCGUGAAAUGCAGGAACAGCUGCGCCAGCUGUACAUACAAUACGCCCGCAGGUCUGCUGUCUGCGACACACUCACUGCAUCAGUGGAGGCUAUCGCGGGGCGUGCGGAGGCAGCAGCAGCUCAGAACAGGCUUCGCCUCCAGGAAGCCAGGCAGCAGCUCCAGCUGGAACAAUCUGCAGCAGCUUCUGCCACUGACACCCAAACUAACUGUAUGGACACCCUCUGCGGGGGAAUGUCUGAGGAGAUGGGUCUGACCCUGGCCUCCUCUGAGCAACUCUGUACAGAAGGCAGUGAACUCGACCUCGCCGGUUUAUAA